Molecule: messenger RNA, 6231 nt
Organism: Phyllopteryx taeniolatus (common seadragon)
Lineage: Eukaryota; Metazoa; Chordata; Actinopteri; Syngnathiformes; Syngnathidae
Gene: pds5a
Product: PDS5 cohesin associated factor A
Exons: 33
Coding region: 364-4233 (1289 amino acids)
Biological process (GO): mitotic sister chromatid cohesion; DNA repair
Cellular component (GO): chromatin; nucleus
Source: RefSeq, a predicted model, not a curated record
GCGCGCUACACUCAGCCGUCACACACACACACACAGCGGACUGAACCGACAGAGCUUUGUGCCGAAAACUAAACCCAACCUGUAUCAGACUAAUGAAUUAAAUCGGCCCACUCGAAAGGUAAAUAUAAAUACCUGCAAACGGAUGCCCUGCACUUGAGCUCGCGCUGUUUGGAAACAUCCGCGUGUAGCAUUCGUUCGGGAGCUUACAAUCGUCCGUGGAAGCAAGUUAGUGGUGUGGUGUGAGUGGCGAGCUCAGGGCAACGGUAGCAGCCCUUCGCAUGUUAACUAGCGGCAGAUGCGUCGAAGUGCAAAAAGACAGUCAGGCCAGUAGAAGACCGCUUGGAUCGUCAGACGUCUACGAGCAUGGAGUUCCCGCAACAGCAGAAACCGGCGGGCGACGGGAAGGUCUGCUAUCCUCCUGGAGUCAAAGAGAUUACGGACAAAAUCAGCAACGAUGAGGUGGUCAAACGCUUGAAGAUGGUGGUGAAAACCUACAUGGACAUGGAUCAAGAUUCUGAAGAGGAGAAGCAGCAGUAUCUUGGCCUAGCACUCCACCUUGCCUCAGAGUUCUUCCUCAGGAAUCCCAAUAAAGAUGUGCGGCUGCUCGUGGCCUGCUGUCUAGCUGACAUUUUCAGGAUCUAUGCCCCCGAGGCCCCUUACACCUCGCAUGAAAAACUCAAGGAUAUCUUCCUUUUCAUCACUAGACAGUUGAAGGGACUGGAAGACACCAAGAGCCCUCAGUUUAACAGAUACUUUUAUCUCCUGGAGAAUUUGGCGUGGGUUAAAUCAUAUAACAUAUGCUUUGAACUCGAGGACUGCAAUGAGAUCUUCACCCAGCUUUUCAAAACACUCUUCUCUGUGAUCAAUAACAGCCACAAUCAGAAAGUGCAGAUGCACAUGAUGGACCUGAUGUGUUCCAUCAUCUUGGAGGGGGAUGGAGUCACACAGGAGCUGUUGGAUAGCAUCCUCAUUAACCUCAUUCCUGCACACAAGAAUCUGAACAAACAAGCGUACGAUCUUGCGAGGACUAUCCUGAAGAGAACAGUCCAGACGAUAGAAACAUGCAUUGCAAAUUUCUUUAAUCAGGUUUUAGUGAUGGGCAAAUCCUCUGUCAGUGACCUGUCGGAGCACGUUUUUGACCUCAUCCAAGAACUCUUUGCCAUUGAUCCUUUGUUACUUACCUCUGUUAUGCCACAGCUGGAAUUCAAACUUAAGAGCAAUGACGGGGAAGAGCGUUUGGCUGUUGUACGCUUACUAGCAAAGUUGUUUGGGGCCAAAGACUCUGAGCUGGCCUCACAUAACCGACCUCUGUGGCAGUGCUUCUUAGGAAGGUUCAAUGACAUCCAUGUUCCGGUGAGGUUAGAGUGUGUGAAGUUUGCCAGCCACUGUCUCAUGAACCACCCAGACCUGGCGAGAGACCUUACAGAGUUUUUGAAAGUGCGUUCCCAUGACCCUGAGGAAGCCAUUCGUCAUGAUGUCAUAGUCACCAUCAUCAACGCUGGGAAGAAGGAUCUUAAUUUGGUCAAUGACCAGCUAUUGGGCUUUGUAAGAGAGAGGACGCUGGACAAGCGGUGGCGAGUGCGCAAAGAGGCGAUGAUGGGCCUGGCUCAGCUUUAUAAAAAAUACUGUUUGCACCACGAGGCGGGGAAGGAGUCUGCCCUGAUGAUCAGCUGGAUCAAAGACAAGCUGCUGCACAUCUACUACCAGAACAGCAUUGAUGACAAGUUAUUAGUGGAAAAGAUCUUUGCCCAGUUCAUGGUCCCCCACAGCCUUGAAACAGAAGAAAAGAUGAAGUGUCUCUACUACCUGUAUGCUUGCCUGGACACCAAUGCUGUCAAGGCUUUGAAUGAGAUGUGGAAGUGUCAGAAUAUGCUGAGAGGCCUGGUUAAAGAGCUGCUUGACCUUCACAAACUGCCGGUGUCUGAGGCCAAUAACACUGCCAUGUUUGGAAAGCUGAUGAAUAUUGCAAAGAACUUGCCAGAUGCAGGAAAAGCUCAAGAUUUCAUGAAGAAGUUCAACCAGGUUCUUGGGGAAGAUGAGAAGCUCAGAGCCCAACUCGAGAUGCUCAUCAGUCCGACUUGCUCCUGCAAACAAGCCGAGAUCUGCGUGAGGGAGAUCACUCGGAAGUUAACGUUUCCCAAACAACCCACCAACCCUUUCUUGGAGAUGGUCAAGUUCCUGCUUGAACGCAUCGCCCCUGUCCACAUCGACUCUGAAGCCAUCAGUGCUUUGGUAAAGCUGCUCAACAAGUCAAUUGAAGGCACAGCAGAUGAUGAUGAGGAGGGUGUUACCCCUGAUACAGCCAUCCGCUCAGGCUUGGAACUACUCAAGGUUCUGUCGUUCACCCACCCCACAGCAUUCCACUCAUCAGAGACCUACGAGUCUCUUCUCCAGUGUCUGAAAAUGGAGGAUGACAAGGUGGCAGAGGCAGCGAUCCAGAUAUUCAGAAAUACCGGACAGAAAAUUGAGACAGAACUACCGCAGAUAAGAUCGACUCUAAUUCCCAUUCUACAUCAGAAAGCUAAGAGGGGGACACCUCACCAGGCCAAACAGGCCGUGCACUGUAUACACGCCAUCUUCAACAACAAGGAAGUGCAGUUGGCUCAGAUUUUUGAGCCUCUGUCACGGAGUCUAAACGCAGACAUUCCUGAGCAGCUCAUCACACCCCUCGUGUCACUGGGCCACAUCUCCAUGCUGGCACCAGAUCAGUUUGCCUCGCCAAUGAAGUCCAUAGUGGCUAACUUCAUCGUCAAAGACCUGCUAAUGAAUGACAGGUCGGUGGGAAACAAGAAUGGUAAGCUGUGGACCACUGAUGAAGAAGUUUCACCUGAAGUUCUGGCUAAGGUCCAGGCAAUCAAGCUGCUGGUGCGUUGGUUACUAGGAAUGAAGAACAACCAAUCCAAGUCAGCAAAUUCCACAUUACGCUUGCUGUCAGCCAUGCUAGUUAGUGAGGGAGACCUCACAGAGCAAAAAAAAAUCAGUAAAUCAGACAUGUCUCGCCUAAGGCUGGCCGCAGGUGGCGCCAUUAUGAAGCUGGCCCAGGAGCCCUGUUACCAUGAAAUCAUCACACCUGAACAGUUCCAGCUGUGUGGCCUCGUUAUCAAUGACGAGUGCUACCAAGUGCGUCAGAUCUUUGCUCAGAAGUUGCACUUGGCUCUCGCUAAACUGUCCCUGCCACUGGAGUACCUGGCUGUCUUCGCCCUGUGUGCCAAGGACCCGGUGAAGGAGCGCCGUGCCCACGCCCGACAGUGCCUACUCAAGAACAUCUCAGUGCGCAGAGAGUACAUCAAGCAGAACUCACUCGCUCAGGAAAAAAUGGUCUCCUUCCUCCCGGAGUAUGUUGUUCCUUUCAUGAUCCACCUGCUGACUCAUGACCCGGACUUCACGAAACCGCAGGAGUACGACCAGCUCAAAGACAUUAAAGAGUGUCUGUGGUUCAUGCUGGAGGUGCUGAUGACCAAGAAUGAGAAUAACAGUCACGCCUUCCUGAGGAAGAUGGUGGAGAACAUCAAACGGACCAAAGAUGCACAAUGUCCUGAAGACACGAAAGCCAAUGAGAAGCUGUAUAUCGUGUGUGACGUGGCGCUCUUCGUCAUCGCUAACAAGAGCACCGCAUGUCACCUGGACUGCCCAAGCGAGCCCGAUAUAUGCCCCAAAUUCUUCCUAGCACUAGAUAAGGACUUCAAAAAUGACAAAGACUAUCUGGCAGCAGACAUGCGACAAAUGCUGCUCACCGGAAAGCCUAAAUCCGCUCCGGUGUUGGUGACUGUCAACAAAACUCUAACUGUACCGGGCAGGAAGAUCUUUAAGACUCAGGCAGUCUCAGAUACAAGUAAUGCCAGCACCAACUCCUCGCCGCUAAGCUCCUCCACUGUCAACAAGAACAGUAAAAGCAUCACAGCCACAGAGUCCGCAGAGAGCCGAACGCAAGAAAAUAACGAGAAUCCGGUCAUCAAGAAGGAAGACGUCAAGAAGGUGGAGCCGAGUAAGAACGUGAGCGCCGACGCCGGAACGGAAGCGCAGCCCGUAAAACGGCGCGGCCGGCCACCCAAAACGGGCACGGCCGCUUCUCCCGCGGCGGCCAGCAAAGAGACGCCGUCGACAGGCGGCGGGGCCGGAAGAGGCAGGAAGAGAGGAGCGGAGCCCAACUCCAACCCGUCGGCGGAGCCCGUCAAGAUGUCAAAGCAGCAGAACGACGAGGGGACAAAUCGACAGAUUGACCUGCAGAGGUAAAGAGUGGAGCCGCCAUAGAAUUCUUCACAGCCUCCCGCGCCGUCGUACACGUUCCUCUUGCUGACGUCCUCCUGGACACUUACGGACCUCUUCCUAAAUCCAUCACACAGAUCUCCAUUUUCCCGGCACGUGGACUAUCAUGACAUCCUAGAAGGUUUCUAAACUCUCUGUAGUUAUCAUUUGAAGCUCAUUGUAUGUAGGUCUUAAACUUAUAUUUUUUUUGUGUGUUUGUCACGCUAUGCUUCUUUUUUGGAGACAUUUUUAAGAAAAGAAAAAAAAUCAUGGACAUUUUACAGAAAUUUUAAUCCGGUAUGACUAUUGCUUAUUAAAUUCCCUGGUAAAAAUCCUCCUAUGCGACUCCUGGCCUCUUCCUCAAUAUUUGCUAUACAGUGGUACCUUGACUUAAGACUCACCCAACUUUCGAGUUUUUCCAGACAUGAGUUGUCACUCGGAUGAUUUUUCGCUGGAUAGCGGCAGCAAACUCGACUGCAUUGACAUGCAGCAGUUUGGCAGAUGCUUGAUGCUAACACACAAUUUAAAAAGCCCUAGACGGGCUAACGAAUAGCAUCUAUGUGGCGGUGUUACGCUUUAGCCAACGGAUAUUUUGACAAAUGGUGCGACAUUACACAAAGGCAUAUAUUCAAAUGACCUUUAUUUAACCAGAUUAACAUCCUUGAGUUUAAAACCUAUUAUACAAGAGCGACGUGGCCAAGACAGCAAAAAACAUUUACAGCAGGUUCAGAUUACAGGCACGUUAUCAGAGUUGCAACAUCUGAAUGAGACGUUUUUGUUAUCUUUUAGAAUAGUUUUUAAUUAUUUAGCGUAAUUAGUGCUGGUAAUUUGAGGUCUUUUUUGUUUUUUGUAUUUUUGAUAUCUUGUUUAAGGCUGCCCCUUUCCCUAGGUCAGUUCACACUCUAGGGAUCGAAGGGCAUGCUGGUACUGCUUAAUGCACAAAAAUACACUUCAUAGUGUACCAAUUGAGUUUGCUCCGCAGGGUGUCCGGGCUCUCCCUUCGAUAAGGGGUGAGAAGCUCGGUCAUCCGGGAGGGGCUCAGAGUCGAGCCGCUGCUCCUCCGCAUGGAGAGGAGCCAGAUGAGGUGGCUCGGGCAUCUGGUUAGGAUUUCCCCCGGACGCCUCCCCGGUGAGGUGUUCCGGGCACGACCCAGGACACGCUGGCAAGACUACGUCUCCCGGCUGGCCCGGGAACGCCGCCUGUGGGCUCCCCCGCUUAAGUUGCUGCCCCCGUGACCCGAGCCCGGAGAAGCGGAAGAGGAGGGAUGGAUGCGUAGCAGCCCAAUCGGAGCGUUGCGCAAGAGCGCGAUGCUUCGUGUCAGUCUGCAUACGGGAAAAGAGUGGCACUUUGCACUCGCAUACAGGGUGCAAUAGUUUAUGCCCUGUGAAAAGCGACUAAUAUUACUGCACCUGACUGAGUCACUUAGUUGUGAAACUCUGUAUUACACUACCCCUGGUGGCCAAUGUGUGCAUAACAGAGGGAGCAUGAUGUGGGGCCGGAAAGGAAUCAUUUUAUUUUUCCAUUUGUUUCCAUGGAGAAGGAUUUGAGCUACGAGUGGGUUGCGUUCCAAGAGUGCUUGUGGAAGGAAUCAAACUCGUAAGUCAAGGCACCAGUGUACUGAACAUGAUCGGAUGUCUCCCAAUUACGAGCUCAAACACACUGACCGCUUUGUACAUAGUAACGGACAGCUUGAAAUGUCAGUCUGUAUAUAACGCUAAGAUUUGUCUGAACUUGUGUUUUGGUGACGCGCUUCAUGUGUCUUGGGUGCCUCGGCUUGGACCAAAUGAAACGACAAUUCUGAAUUCUGACCUGCUCCACCAAGCCUGGCCAGGACCUCUGAAAGAAACCGUUUCGUUUGAAUUUACCUUUUGGUUUGUCUCUAAGUAUGUGACUUGACUUCAUCCUAGAGUGCAUAAAUUGUAUACUAUCAUGGAAGUAUUUUUCAGUCUUCGUCCUGUUUUAUAAUUAAAUGUAGUUUGUACCUUU